AUGGGUGGCGAUCUGAACUUGAAGAAGUCAUGGCACCCCGUGCUCAUGUCCAACCAGAAGCGCGUCUGGGAAGAAGAGAAGAAGGCUCUGGAUGAGCGCAAAAAGAUCGACCAGGUGCUCAAGGAGCGCGCUGAGGAACGUCAAAUCCAGGAACUACAACAGAUGCAAGAGGCUGCUGGCGGCCGGAAGCGUGUCGACCGAGUAGACUGGAUGUACGGCGGCCCCGCAGAUGGUCAGAAAGGAACGACUGAAGAGAUGGAGGGAUACCUGCUUGGAAAGAGGAGGCUGGACGGACUUGUCAAGAGAGAUGCAACCGAGGCCAUGCAACAAGCUGCUGCUGUAGGUCCCUCAGCUCUGCAGAUCGCCAACAAGCAGAGGGACACAGCGACCAAAGUUCGCAACGACCCCAUGCUGGCCAUCAAACAANCAAGAGCAAGCCGCUUUGGAAGCCAUGAUGAGCGAUCCCACCAAGCGUCGAGCUCUGCUCAAGGCUGCCGGCAAGGACGAGGACGACUCCAAACGCAGCCAUCGCAAACACCGCCACAGAGACGAUNNGAACACCGCAGCAAGCGCAGACGCCAUGAUGAUUACAGCGACGACGAGAGACGUUCAUCCCACAAGCAUCGAUCACACCGCCGACGCUCGCCCUCAUACUCUCGCUCACGAUCACCUGAACGCAGGAGGAGAGAUGACAGACACGACGACAAACGCGAUGGUGAUAGGCGUUCUUCUCGCAAGCACGACUCGCAUCGUCGCAGUACUUCACGCUCCCCAGACUCGCACAGACGCAAGUCAUACCCCAGUCCGCGACGCUCAGAUUCGCGUUCUCCGUCUCGCAAGCAUAGAGAAAGAGACAGCAGACGACGUUCGCCCUCCCCUGUGCGAUCAAAGACAGUUCGAAGAUCUCCCUCGCCUAGACGUCGUGCAUCACCAAGCUACGAACCUUACAGCAAUCGCGGGCCCAGACCUACAAGAAAUGACAGAGACGACCGCCCACCUAGACCCUCCAGAGAUGAGAACCGCUCUAUGAGACAAGAACGGCCUGCUUCUCCUGAUCGUGAAGCAGAACGCUUGGCCAAAUUAGCAGCCAUGCAGUCUAACGCCACCGAGUUGGAGGCCGAUCGUAAGCAGCGUCUUGCCGAGCUAGAAGAGCGUGAUCGCAAACAAAAGGAAGAAGACGAUAGGAAGAGAAGCGAAAAGGGCAAAUUCGUUGGGCAACUAAGGAGUCAGGCCGAUAUGGGCGAGGGCGGCGGUUUGGGAGCCAGGCUGGCCGGUAGGACUGGGCUACAGGGGUUGGCUGCAGAUGAGUAG
Aureobasidium uvarum is the source of this 1311-nucleotide messenger RNA. The record is from the annotation of a GenBank genome assembly. NCBI's taxonomy places the organism in Eukaryota, Fungi, Ascomycota, Dothideomycetes, Dothideales, Saccotheciaceae.